UUUGCAAAUAAUAAGCGGAAUAAAGACAAUUGGAAGCAACCCCAUUUUCAGUAUGAAAUUCAGCCAAAAAUAUUUGGCGGCAACCCUGUUUUCAGCUGGGAGGAAAGAAAAAGAGGAAGAAUCAAUUGGGUUUUAGGCCCUUGGGCCCGUUCCGAUCUUAAAUGUUGAUGGUGGGCCGUCACAGGCAAGGCUUUCGGUUGUGGCCCAUACUUGCCAAAAAAUGAUUUGGGCCCAAAUCGAGCAUUUCAAUGCCCAGCUCUUAAUCGAAGCGAAGUAUUCUGAUGCUUCUCGUCUGUUUGCUGCAAACCCUAAUUUCCUCCGGUCUUCCUCGAGCACCUUGCCGUCGCUUCAGUAUAAGAAAACGCCUCCUUUGCUUCAUUCCUUCUCCUGACCCAAAAAGUGGGGGAAAAAAGCAAUUAUUUUUCAUGGCUGGCAAAGCAGCGCAGUCUGUGGUGAAGGCAAUGGGGGAAUACCAAUACCCAUGGCGUGAGAAAUUGGCUAAGUACAAAGUUGAGUUAUCAAAGGGGGUGUGGGGCUAUUGGGAACUUGGAGCGUGGAAGCCUCUCGGCAUCAGCGCUCGCCGUCGAGCCAGGCUCCGGAAGGAAGUGCUUUUAGCAGGGCAGGAUUGGCCUUACGAUCCACAGAGGAAAGAGAUGAGAACCAAGAUGAAAGGUCACAAGUGUGACAGAAUAUCUGCUGAGAAAAGGGAGAAUACCGCUAAUUUGAUGCAGAAAAUGCCUGAGAUGUUGCUUGCUUAUAAGAAACGUAGGUGGGAGAAGAAAAUGAAGGAAGAGGAGAAAUUGAAAGAAAAAUAAAUCUGAAAACUGUUUUCAUAUAUUUUUCUUCUUCUCUCUUUUGGGUUGAAAAUAAGAAAAGAUAUUGGGUUCGGAAUUUGCAAAUGCUCAAUCUUUGUACUGAUGAAUUCAGUGUUGGGUUUUUUUUGUUUACAAGAUGUAUGGGCUGAAUAUCGAUACAGAUCUUUUAAUUCAAGGAUUUGAAGACUUGACUGUGUUUUCAGUUCUUUUUAACCUGUU
Molecule: messenger RNA, 1034 nt
Organism: Theobroma umbraticum
Lineage: Eukaryota; Viridiplantae; Streptophyta; Magnoliopsida; Malvales; Malvaceae
Product: tyrosine sulfotransferase-like protein
Source: RefSeq, a predicted model, not a curated record